GAAGAUAUUCAAAGAAUGAAGGAAAUCGGUUAUAGAGCUUUCAGAUUUUCAAUUUCAUGGUCUAGAAUAAUACCCAGUGGGAGAAUACGUGACGGAGUAAAUGAGCAAGGAAUUGAAUUUUACAACAAUCUUAUAGAUGAAAUCAUAAGCAACGGAAUGAUGCCCUAUGCAACUAUUUUCCAUUGGGAUACUCCUCAAGCUCUAGAAGAUAAAUAUGGUGGCUUUCUAAGCUCUGAAAUUGUGGAUGAUUUUUAUGAUUAUGCGGAUCUUUGCUUCAAAAAUUUUGGCGAUAGAGUGAAGUAUUGGGUUACUAUAAAUGAACCAUGGUCUUUAGCAUCAUUUGCAUAUGAUUCAGGAGAACAUGCCCCUGGCCGAUGCUCGGAUUGGGUGAAUCGAGCAUGCUCUGGUGGUAACUCAGCCACCGAACCUUAUAUAGUUUCCCAUAAUUUACUCCUUAUCCAUGCAACAGCCGUUGGUUUAUAUAAGAAAAAGUAUAAGGAAUCACAAGGUGGUAAGAUUGGGAUAACACUAAACUCAAUGUGGUUUGAGCCAUACUCCAAUAGCGCAGUUGAUAAACAGGCAGCAAGAAGAGCCCUUGAUUUCAUGUUAGGCUGGUUUAUGGAUCCAAUAACCUAUGGUCAAUACCCAAGAAGUAUGCAAACUUUAGUUGGAAAUAGAUUGCCAAAAUUCAUGAGUAAUGAAUCCAAAUUGCUCAAAGGAUCGUAUGAUUUUAUUGGGUUAAAUUACUACACGGCAACUUUUGCAAAAGGAAAUGCUAUUAUUGAUCCAAGUAGACCUAGAUAUUCAACUGAUCAUCAUGUUAUUCAAAUUGAAAAAUAUUUAAUCAAAACAGAAAGAGAGGUAACAUAGAGAAUAAAUUUGCAGGGUUACUCACAUUGGAUGUACGUUUAUCCGAAAGGCAUUCGAUAUCUUUUGAACUAUAUCAAAGAUGAAUACAAAGAUCCAAUUAUUUAUGUUACCGAAAAUGGGGUUGAUGAGCCCAAUAAUAAAAAGUUAACCCUGAAACAAACCCUUAAGGAUCGUGUGAGGAAAGAAUAUUAUCAAGCCCAUCUUUGGAAUGUACUCAGAUCUAUCAAUGAAUAUAAAGUUAAAGUGGAAGGCUACUUUGCUUGGUCAUAUUUAGAUAACUUUGAAUGGAGUGAAGGUUACACUUCAAGAUUUGGUUUGAUCUAUGUAGACUAUGAUAAUAACCUAAGAAGACAUCUCAAGGAAUCAGCGAUUUGGUUUGAGAAAUUCCUCAAAGGACUUUUAAUCCCUUCUCUGGAACAAAGGAAUAAUACUUUCAAUCGUAAUUUAUUCCCGGUUAACUUUAUUUUUGGGACAGCUACUUCUGCUUAUCAGAUCGAAGGUGAAGCAAACACAAAAUGCAGAGGCCCUUCAACAUGGGACACAUUCACUCGUGAUUUUCCAGGUUUGUCUUUCUAUCUACAUAUUGAAUUUUUCCUUCAUUCAUAA
Manihot esculenta (cassava) is the source of this 1476-nucleotide messenger RNA. RefSeq names its product furostanol glycoside 26-O-beta-glucosidase. The transcript is spliced from 10 exons. Gene Ontology annotation, biological process: carbohydrate metabolic process. NCBI's taxonomy places the organism in Eukaryota, Viridiplantae, Streptophyta, Magnoliopsida, Malpighiales, Euphorbiaceae. The record is from RefSeq and is a predicted model, not a curated record. Gene Ontology annotation, molecular function: beta-glucosidase activity.